Molecule: messenger RNA, 660 nt
Organism: Humulus lupulus (European hop)
Lineage: Eukaryota; Viridiplantae; Streptophyta; Magnoliopsida; Rosales; Cannabaceae
Exons: 1
Coding region: 1-660 (219 amino acids)
Molecular function (GO): RNA-DNA hybrid ribonuclease activity; nucleic acid binding
Source: RefSeq, a predicted model, not a curated record
AUGACUUGUUGGGCUAUCUGGAAAGUAAGAAAUGAUGUGGUGUGGAAGGGGAAAAUCCCUAGAGUGGCUACUGUGCAUCAUUUGGCCACAAGCAUGUUGGAGCAAUGGACUAGAGCUCAGAAUAAGGUUGAAACCCCAACUGCUGCCUAUUUGACUAAGGAGGAUGGAGUUGAGAAAUGGAGAUUGCCGGCAGAAGGAGUAGUUAAAGUCAAUGUUGAUGCAGCGCUUUUUUCAGAGAUCCCUGCAUUCAUCUAUGCCUGUGUGGCUAGGGAUAGUCAUGGCCAUGUUCUUGAGGCCAUCACAUGCUGUAGACAGGGAGUGGUAUCUCCAGAGAUGGCAGAGGCCAUGGGUGUGAGGGAAGCCCUUAGUUGGAUAAAGAGGAAAAAUUGGAACCAUGUGCUCAUUGAGACAGAUUGUCUCACUGUGAUUCAGGCAUUACGGAGUAGAGUAAAAAUGGACUCUUAUUUUGGGUCAGUAAUAUCUGAAUGUAAGAGUCUGUGGUCUGCUUUAAAUUUAGUUGAUUUGUUAUUUGUCAAACGAUCAGCGAACAAUGUAGCUCAUGCUAUUGGUCGAGCUUCUUGUUCUGUUGCUGAUCGUGCUUUCAGGAGUGAUGAUUUCUCUCCUGCUAUUUGUGAUGUAAUAUUGAAGGAUAUUUGCUAA